Molecule: messenger RNA, 312 nt
Organism: Seminavis robusta
Lineage: Eukaryota; Bacillariophyta; Bacillariophyceae; Naviculales; Naviculaceae
Source: the annotation of a GenBank genome assembly
AUGAAGAAAUCACAGCGCCAAGUGCCGUCCUCGAGGUUCGGUGCGGCUUUCGGUGCUGGUGACGGUGGGAGAAAUAUGGCGCUCAAAGAUAUUGGUUUUGUGAUUCUGUCGGUGGUGUUCCUUUCCUUUUCCGUCUAUCUCCGAUAUACAAAUCACAAGAGGCGAGGUAGCGGUAGCAGGAAUGAUAAUGCUGGUGCUGCCAGUAACCCAAAUCAACAAGCUGCUGCAGCCAACAAUGACCCGACCAAAGCCAACGGUAGCAGCAAAGACCAAAAGCAACGGCGAAAGAAGAAAGGCAACAAAGGACAGUAA